Molecule: messenger RNA, 1923 nt
Organism: Trypanosoma rangeli
Lineage: Eukaryota; Euglenozoa; Kinetoplastea; Trypanosomatida; Trypanosomatidae
Product: putative phosphatidylinositol-4-phosphate 5-kinase
Exons: 1
Coding region: 1-1923 (640 amino acids)
Source: RefSeq, a predicted model, not a curated record
AUGGCAUUUUGUUGUGGGAGCGUCAUUCAGCGCGUGAGACGCCAACUAGAUAUGGAGACUUUGGCAGGCGAGACCACCCGACAUGAACGACAUCACACCUUUAAAAAGGACAACUUGCAGGAGGGUACAUUAGUGUGGAUUGCCCCCGCCAAGGCUCUGCCACAUGAUAAGAAAAAUACGUUUCGGCUAUCUCGUGGGGAAAAGAGCCCACUGACCCUGAAGGAGGCCCAGUUGUUUUCCAACACACCAUACGCACGUGGAUUUAGUGAGUACAUCUACGAGGGUCAGCUGAGGCGGAUUAGAGAGAUGGAGGAUCGAACAGAUCCUCGUAGUGCUGUGCGGCAAGGGUACGGCCUAUUUUGUUACCCCAAUGGUGUUUAUUAUGAGGGGAAGUGGCACCGCGGUAAGCGUCAGGGCACGGGUUGUAUUGCAAGCUUCAAAGGAUACAAAUACACAGGCGAAUGGUGUGACGAUGUACAAGAGGGAAACGGCUGUGAAGUGUUUGCAUGUCGAGCGGUCAUUGAUACACACUAUGCGAAUGGCCUUCCACAAGGGGAAGGUGUUGUGAUGUACAACCCCAAACAAAAUGCUUACCGUUACGAAGGUGGGUGGCAAAAUGGCAAACGCCACGGGAGAGGAGUUAUUUUUUAUGCAAAUGGGGAUACUUUUGAUUGUUCAUUUGAGCAAGGCAGGCGACACGGACGUGGUGUGACAACUCAGACAGUAAACGGAAAGGAGAUUCAGUAUGAAACACAGUGGCGUGACGACAAACUUGUCAGCAUUCCACGGUUAAUACCCAAGGCUCUUCGUACAAAGAAACCAGUUUCAUCUAUUCCAUUUCGAACAACAGGGUAUUUAUUACCUGCUGAUCUUAUCAAUUGGACUGUACAACAGGGGACGCAGGAUCUCUCUUUUGAGCACUUUAUGCAGUUGAAGUUAGGUUUUGAGUCCUUGGAUGUAGUGGGGCGUGGAUUCCUUUCAAUGAAGGAGCUCCGUGCUUUGUGGCCUGAAAGCAAUAUGGACAUGCUACGCAAGUUUGAUUCGGAUGGCAAGGAAAGUGUAGAGUUAUUUGAUAUUAUCUGUGCCUGGUAUCCCCGGGUCUUGCCACAUGAUAUUGCUCGCAUGUUGCAGGAGUUUAUCUCACCGUUUGAUCUCUUUCGUCUCAGGGGGUUUCUUAACGGCAUUGAUAAUGCAGACGGCAUGGGUUAUUAUCACAUCUGUGGUGAUGCAUCCCCUGCAACUGGGAUGGAGGGUCAUCGGCCAGCGUUACACCUUCGAGAGCUUGAGACUGCGGGGUAUCGCAUUGGUGGGGAGAAGUUUACUGCCGCCAACUAUUCUGCUGCCUGUCAGUUGCAUGACCCACCGCACUUUGUUGAUGUCUUAGUGGUGUGGUAUCCGAAUGUUUUGCGUGUGGUAUUGGAGCAGUAUGAGAUGGAGGAGGUUGCGAACGAUAUUUUGGACGCUAUACGGGUUGAUUUUAACCGCUAUGCGCAUUUGUCCACGGACUCUGGAAAAUACUUGUUGAUUGAAGAGUUUGUUCAGGCUGAGGCCGCGUAUCGCGUUCAGUUGUGUGCCGCUUAUAUGAGCAAUGAACGUACGCGGGGUGCCAUGCAUCCAACUUGUUCUGCUCUUUCCACCGUGGAAUGCACCUCAUCCUCUAGGAGCGCCAUUGAGACGGAUAUGCGUCCGGGAUUUCUCAAAGGAGCUUCUGUGUGGAUUCUUGCUAACCGGAUACGCCUGAACGUACCGCUACUUCUUGAGAUUGAGAGGUUUCAUGUACGUCAAAAGGGUCGUGUCACUCUUGAUGAGCUGCUUCGUUUUUGUUUUCCUAGCGUGCCCUGUUUGUACACACGGCAAGCCAUUCUGGGCAGCUUUAGCGAAACACAUUGUAGCUGCAUCCUUUGCAACGCAGCGAUGAGGUAA